AUGGGACAGCUACCACCGGAGAGGGUUAAUCGAGCACACCCCUUUCAAUACGUCGGAGUAGGUUUUGCGGGACCAGCGUAUCUUAAAUCAAGCACACACAAAGGAGCUCCUGUAAAGUCAUACGUUGCGGUGUUUGUUUGCCUGGCGGUCAAAGAAGCGCACCUUGAGUUCGUGUCGGAUCUCACGUCGGCUGCAUUCAUCGCGGCACUUCGUCGUUUUAUUGCGCGCAGGAGAUUACCGAAUACCAUCUUCUGUGAUAACGCAUCAAAUUUUACUGCAGCCCACAGAGAACUCAAAGACCAUCGACAGAUGUUCCUGUCGCAGAAUCACAAAAAUGCUAUUGUACUAGAAGCAAGUACAAAAAAAUUAGCCUUUCACUUCAUACCACCACAUGCUCCUACUUUUGGUGGGUUAUGGGAGGCUUGCGUCAAGUUUUUCAAGCAUCAUCUUCGCAGAAUAGUUGGAAAUAGUCAGCUGCCGUAUGAUGCCUUUACUACCGUGCUUGUGCAAAUUGAAGCAUGCCUUAACUCUCGACCAAUUACUCCACUGUCCAAUGAUCCGAACGAUGAAGAAGCACUUAUUCCAGGACAUCUCAUCAUCGGACGAUCGCUUUUAGCCGUACCUGAACCCGAUUUAGCGCACAUUCCAGAAAAUCGUUUGGAUCUUUGGCAAAAAAUGCAAAGUUUCACGCAACACUUUUGGAAACGAUGGAGCAAGGAGUAUCUGUGUACCUUGCAGCUCCGGUACAAGUGGUCUACGGUGAAUCAAAAUUUGCUGAAAGAUUCCAUCGUUUUGAUUCGGGAUGACAACCUCCCAGUUGGAAGAUGGUCGAUGGGCAGAGUAAUUUCAGUCGAUUUCGAAGAUGAUAACCUCGUUCAAGUUGCAACUGUAAAGAUUUCCGGUGUAGCCAAACCAGUAAAACGUCCGAUUACGAAGUUGUGCCUUUUACUGAUCGAGAUAGAUCCAGGAAUCAUCGAAGCGUGUCCGUCAUCAACCUCCGACCAAGGCGUGACCUAUGGUAUGUGA
Malaya genurostris is the source of this 1026-nucleotide messenger RNA. RefSeq lists its product as uncharacterized. The transcript has a single exon. Lineage: Eukaryota; Metazoa; Arthropoda; Insecta; Diptera; Culicidae. The coding region runs from base 1 to 1026 and encodes 341 amino acids. Gene Ontology annotation, molecular function: nucleic acid binding. The record is from RefSeq and is a predicted model, not a curated record.